Messenger RNA from Jaculus jaculus (lesser Egyptian jerboa), 1592 nucleotides. RefSeq names its product phosphorylated adaptor for RNA export (gene Phax). Lineage: Eukaryota; Metazoa; Chordata; Mammalia; Rodentia; Dipodidae. The record is from RefSeq and is a predicted model, not a curated record. Gene Ontology annotation, biological process: snRNA export from nucleus. Bases 43 to 1224 code for a protein of 393 amino acids. The transcript is spliced from 5 exons. Gene Ontology annotation, cellular component: nucleus.
CUGGCCCGGAAGUGCUCGCCUCCCCCGCGCCGCCCCGAGAAGAUGGCGCUGGAAGCUGGCGAUAUGGAAGACGGGCAGCUUUCCGACUCGGAUUCCGACAUGACGGUGGUACCCAGCGAUAGGCCGCUGCAGGUUCCGAAAGUACUAGGAGGGGAUAGUGCUGUGAGAGCGUUGCAGAGUACCGCAGCAGCAUGUCCACCAGUUUCACAUUAUCGGACUGUUCAAAGUGUGGAUUCAAGUGAAGAGAGUUUUUCUGAUUCAGAUGAAGACGGCUCUCUUUGGAAACGCAAACGGCAGAAGUGUCUUAACCCUCCCAAACCAGAGCCUUUUCAGUUUGGCCAGAGCAUUCCAAAACUGGCUGUUGCUGGAGGAAAGAAAGUGAACAACAUAUGGGGUGCUGUGCUGCAGGAACAAAACCAAGAUGCAGUGGCCACUGAGCUUGGCAUCUUGGGCAUGGAGGGCAAUAUUGACAAAAGCAGACAAUCUGAGACCUACAACUAUCUGCUCGCCAAGAAACUUAAGAGGGAGUAUCAAGAGUGUACAAAAGAAUUAGACAAAGAGCUAGAUGAUUAUAUGCAUGGUGACAAAAAACUAAUGUCAAAGGAAGAAGCAAAUGGACAAGGGCAUCUCAAACGGAAACGCCCUGUCAAAGAUAGACUAGGAGACAGACUGGAAAUGAACUAUAAAGGUCGAUAUGAGAUCACAGAAGAAGAUUCUCAAGAGAAAGUAGCUGAUGAAAUUUCUUUCAGGUUACAGGAACCAAAGAAAGAUCUGAUAGCCCGGGUAGUGAAGAUAAUUGGGAACAAAAAGGCAAUUGAACUUCUGAUGGAAACUGCGGAAGUUGAACAGAAUGGUGGUCUUUUUAUAAUGAAUGGUAGUCGAAGAAGAACACCAGGUGGAGUUUUCCUGAAUCUUUUGAAAAACACUCCUAGUAUCAGUGAAGAACAAAUUAAGGACAUUUUCUAUAUUGAAAAUCAAAAGGAAUAUGAAAAUAAAAAAGCUGCUAGAAAGAGAAGAACACAGCUAUUGGGGAAAAAAAUGAAACAGGCCAUUAAAAGUCUGAAUUUUCAAGAGGAGGAUGACACAUCCCGAGAGACUUUUGCAAGUGACACAAAUGAGGCCUUGGCCUCUCUGGAUGAACCACAGGAAGGACAUGGGGAAGCCAAAUUGGACACAGAGGAAGCCAUUGAGGUGGAUCAUGCUCAAGAUUUGGACAUCUUUUAAGUACAUUUUGAAGAAUAAACCUUCCUAAAAUAACAUUGUAACUAUUUGUACUGAGGUUGCUUUACUAUUUACUGAAUGUGGAGAAAGAAGAGCUGUUUCUUCUAAAAAGCAAAGUACGUGGGAAGAUGGAUGCAGAUAGAAGGAUUUAAAGAUGGUUUAUAUCUGACAAGUAGAUAGCAUAGGAUUUAAUUUCUCAGUCUGCUGCAUGUGCUGAUUAUUGUAAGUAGUACUAGUUGAUAAUCAUUGUCUGCCAGUCCAUUAUAACAUGCCAUUCAAAAGUUUUUUUUUUUCCUGUUUUAUCUUUGUAGUUAACUAUACUUUGGUUUAAAAACAUUCCAUUAAAAGAUUUUACUAGGAUGCAUAAAUUA